This is a messenger RNA of Cryptotermes secundus, 1414 nucleotides long. Its product is annotated as eukaryotic initiation factor 4A-I. The record is from RefSeq and is a predicted model, not a curated record. Gene Ontology annotation, molecular function: RNA helicase activity; RNA binding; ATP binding. Lineage: Eukaryota; Metazoa; Arthropoda; Insecta; Blattodea; Kalotermitidae.
CUUUCCGUCGCGCUGACCGUGAGUGGAACAUGUCGUAUACGUCUGAUCGAAGGAAUGAUGAUUGGUCUGGUGGUGAAUCUAAGAAUGGGCCAAAUGAGAAAGAUGAGGCUUAUGAUGGACCACCUGGAAUGGACCCUGAUGGUAUCAUUGAAUCAAACUGGGAAGAGGUUGUUGACAAUUUUGAUGAUAUGAAUUUGAAGGAGGAGCUGUUACGAGGAAUCUAUGCUUAUGGAUUUGAAAAGCCUUCAGCUAUUCAGCAGCGUGCUAUUAUCCCGUGUGUAAAGGGGCAUGAUGUUAUUGCUCAAGCCCAGUCUGGGACCGGCAAAACUGCCACUUUCUCGAUUUCAAUACUGCAGCAGAUUGAUACAUCUAACCAUGAGUGCCAGGCUCUCAUCCUGGCCCCAACCAGGGAGUUAGCUCAGCAGAUCCAAAAGGUGGUUAUUGCUUUGGGUGACUUUAUGAGCACCCAGUGCCAUGCAUGUAUUGGUGGUACCAAUGUCCGAGAGGACAUGAGGAAACUUGAUACAGGAGUUCAUGUUGUGGUUGGCACUCCUGGUCGGGUGCAUGACAUGAUUAGCAGACGAGCUCUAAGAACAGGCAGCAUCAAGUUAUUUGUUUUGGAUGAAGCUGAUGAAAUGCUGUCACGGGGUUUCAAGGAUCAGAUACAUGAUGUCUUCAAAAUGCUGAAUUCCGAAGUUCAGGUCAUCUUGUUGUCAGCUACUAUGCCCUCAGAUGUACUGGAGGUUACUUCUUGCUUCAUGAGGAAUCCUAUCCGUAUUUUGGUCAAGAAGGAAGAGUUGACCCUGGAAGGUAUCAAGCAGUUCUUUGUAUUUGUUGAGCGGGAGGAUUGGAAGCUGGAAACCUUGUGUGAUUUGUAUGAUACGUUGAGUAUCACUCAGGCCGUGAUCUUCUGCAACACUCGCCGUAAAGUGGAUUGGCUGACUGAGCAAAUGCACAGACGCGACUUCACUGUGUCUGCCAUGCAUGGAGAUAUGGAACAACGCGAGAGAGAUCUAAUCAUGCGACAAUUUCGAACAGGAUCUAGCCGAGUAUUGAUCACCACUGACCUUCUGGCCCGUGGUAUUGAUGUACAACAGGUGUCCUUAGUUAUCAACUACGAUUUACCAUCAAACCGUGAAAAUUAUAUUCAUAGAAUUGGCCGUGGUGGACGUUUUGGCAGGAAAGGUGUUGCUAUAAAUUUUAUCACUGAAGAUGAUAAGCGUACUCUGAAGGACAUUGAACAAUUCUACAAUACCCACAUUGAUGAGAUGCCGAUGAAUGUAGCAGACUUAAUCUAAGUCUAGUGCUGUUCUGUGUUGUCUUGCGUUCUCAUGGUGCAUAUUUUGGCCAGACUACCAGUGGGAAGAAAUUUUUGGAAAUAAAGAUCAAAAUUUCCUAAUCGAAGUCCAGCAAA